AAAGAAUAUACUCGUUUUCCACCCGUCGAGUAUCCCUAGCCAAAAUCACUGCAUUGUCAGCAAAGAAAAACCGAAACUGUACUGGCCUUUCCAGUUCUACCAUCUGCCACGUUCCAUAUUCUUGCAUGGCAGUACAUGGGGCAUCCUGUGGCCUACGUAACGAGAGGUUUCGGUGUUUGGCCGUUGGUGUGAUCUCGUUUCAGGCGGCUUAAUUUUGAUUUCAAGCCCUUUCCUUCUAAUUAGAUAUAUCUUCUAAUUUUCCCCCCUUUGUAGACAUGUCUCGGCGUGCAGAAAAGACUGGCAGCUAGGGUUUGUCUUCUUGUAACCUCUUGCGCAUGCAAGCUGCGGUCCCUCCAAGCCCCUAGGAAAGGGAGGUUUCGAUCGAACCUGGUCUUGUUCUGCAUUCUGUCUAAUCCGUUCGUUUUCGACAUUUACCGUUUCUUUCGUUUUCCGUGUCGACCACGCCCUGGAGACAAUUUUCUAGGCACUCAAGGGCCUCGAGCAUAAGCAGCACGACUCUACACUCUACCCAAGUAGUGCAGAGCCAUCGUGUCCCCCUCAACGUUUUCUUCGAAUCCCUAUUUUAUUUCUCUUCAUUCUCCAUCUCCAUGGAGCGCAAACUCGACCCACAAUUCAUGGGACUAGGCCCCGAGUUCCGCUCGGCGAAAUGUUUGAACUUAUGCGAAUUGCAACUGAUUCUGAGCGAUCAGCUACGUCUGCCGAACACUCGUUCGGCUGAGGCACAGGGUUUGCUGAAGGCGUCCUACGACUACAGCACCCGGUUCGCGAAGCUCAGAACUCGGAACGUCAUUGUCGAUUUGCGAAAUAAUCUCGAAAGAGAGGGAGAUCUUCACCAGUUCGAGAUCGCCCAGCUGGUAAAUCUGCUUCCCAAGUCCCUAGACGAAGCGAAAGCUCUAAUUCCUACUCUCAACCGUUUGCCUGGUCCUCGGCUGCAACGCAUUCUCGAUUUGCUCGAAAUGUUUCGCGUUCAUGCUGCUUGA
Messenger RNA from Toxoplasma gondii ME49, 1001 nucleotides. RefSeq names its product DNA-directed RNA polymerase II RPB4 (gene POLR2D). Gene Ontology annotation, molecular function: translation initiation factor binding; nucleotide binding. Gene Ontology annotation, biological process: mRNA export from nucleus in response to heat stress; transcription initiation at RNA polymerase II promoter; positive regulation of translational initiation. The transcript is spliced from 4 exons. Lineage: Eukaryota; Apicomplexa; Conoidasida; Eucoccidiorida; Sarcocystidae. The record is from RefSeq and is a predicted model, not a curated record. Gene Ontology annotation, cellular component: RNA polymerase II, core complex; P-body. The coding region runs from base 609 to 1001 and encodes 130 amino acids.